Molecule: messenger RNA, 513 nt
Organism: Pipistrellus nathusii (Nathusius's pipistrelle)
Lineage: Eukaryota; Metazoa; Chordata; Mammalia; Chiroptera; Vespertilionidae
Source: the annotation of a GenBank genome assembly
AUGCGGACCUUGAGAUGGACCUUGUUCCUGCCCAUGUGCCUGUCUUGCGGCUACGCCUUUAUGUUUUCUUCUCUGAGGGAGAAUGUCAAAGAGCCCCCCGGGAAGGUGCCUUGCGGAGGGCACUUCCGGAUUAGGCAGAACCUACCAGUCCACGCCCCAAGCUGGCUCGUCAGCAAGUGGCUCUGGUUCUUUUUUAUUAUUCUGCUGUAUGUAAUUCUCAAGUAUCGAAGAGAUAUUGAGAAGAAUAAGGGAAAGAUCCUUCCUAGCCCUCGAGGCUCUCCGGUUCGUGCUGCACCGAAGAAGAACCAGGGUGCGUGCCCCAGCAAAAACUACGCUCUCCACACCUUAAACCAACUUGAGAUGGACCUCGUGCACCUCAUGUCCAAGGUGCGGAAUCUGAAAAUCGCCAUGGUAACUGCCAGUGAACACAAGGUGCAGAACUUUGAGAGGCCCAUAGGCCCACAUAGCAAUGUUACCAUCUAUGAGAUAUGGGGUGAAGAAGAGUGCGAAUAA